AUGGACGACCGACGCCCCGGGCUCCUACGUCCGACCGAAGGCCGCUCCGGCACCCCCCUCCUCUACAAGCCCGACCGCGACCCUGACCGCGGGCGCACAAACUACUCGAGCCCGCAGCGCCGCGGCUCGCCCGGCCUGGUGACGGCCUCGUCGUCCGACGCGGCGCCCCUGACGCCCCGCUCGGCGACCACGCCCAUGAUGCCUCCGCUCUCGCGCCGGUCCACGCUGCGGUCGCGCUCGCCGCCGUCGGCCGCCGCGUCCAUGGCGGCGCGGCGCAAGUACACGUACGCGGGCGUCUUCCUCGUCAUCUCGCUCGUCUCCUUCACGGUCCAGACGGAGCUGGCGUCGGUGGUGCAAAAGGCCGGCUGGGCCAAGCCCUACUGCAUGCUCUACCUGACGCACGGGUCCUGGUCCAUGCUCUGGCCGGUGCAGCUCGCCAUCCUGCGGCUGCAGAAGCGCGACGUGCCGUGGCCCGUCUUCUGGCGCCGCCACGUCUGGCUCAUCCGCUCCACCGCCGUCAUGGUCGAGCGCCAGAACCUGGACCUGCCGCGCGGCUACGGCGAGCAGCGCUUCAGCCCCUGGCGCUACCUGGCCCGCACCACGGCCGUCGUCACCACGUCCCUGACGGUCGCCGGCCUGAGCUGGUACAUCGCCGUCAACAUGACCACGCCGAGCGACCUGACGGCCAUCUACAACUGCAGCGCCUUCUUCGCCUACGCCUUUAGCGUCCCGCUGCUCGGCGAGCGCCUCCGCCUCGGCAAGAGCAUCGCCGUCGGCAUUGCUAUUGUCGGCGUCAUGGUUGUUGCGUACGGUGAUGGAGGUGCCCGUAAUCCUCCCCCCGUGCACGGCGCGCCCAUCACCUCUCCGGGCAGAGACGGGGCCGACGCCGGCGCCGCCUCCCUGCUGGCCAGGGCGGCGACGGCGGGGCCCGGCGAGGACCCCGGCAUCCGGUUCCUGGGCAACCUCAUCAUCGGCGGCGGGUCCGUCCUCUACGGGCUGUACGAGGUGCUGUACAAGCGCUUCGCCUGCCCACCCGAGGGCUGCUCGCCGGGGCGCGGCAUGAUCUUCGCCAACACGUUCGGCAGCCUGAUCGGGCUCUUCACGCUCACGGUGCUGUGGCUGCCGCUCCCCUUCCUGCACGUGCUCGGGAUCGAGACGUUUGAGCUGCCGACGGGCGACGUCGCGUGGUACCUGCUCGUCAGCGUCGUCAUGAAUGCCACCUUUGCCGGCUCGUUCCUGGUGCUCAUCAGCCUGACGGGGCCCGUGCUGAGCAGCGUGGCGGCGCUGCUGACCAUCUUCACGGUGGCGCUGGCCGACUGGGUCGUCAAGCGCGAGCCGCUGAGCGGGGCCGCCGUCGCGGGCGGCGGCAUGAUCAUGGUGGCCUUUGCCAUGCUCAGCUGGAGCACGUACCGCGAGAUGGCCGAGGAGGAGGAGGAGAAGCGCAGGGCGGUCGACAUGACGGACAAUGACACGGACGACGAGGAGGAUGAGGAUGAGGAGAACGUCUAG
This is a messenger RNA of Gaeumannomyces tritici R3-111a-1, 1509 nucleotides long. RefSeq lists its product as hypothetical. The coding region runs from base 1 to 1509 and encodes 502 amino acids. Gene Ontology annotation, cellular component: membrane. The transcript has a single exon. The record is from RefSeq and is a predicted model, not a curated record. Lineage: Eukaryota; Fungi; Ascomycota; Sordariomycetes; Magnaporthales; Magnaporthaceae.